Neoarius graeffei (lesser salmon catfish) is the source of this 1401-nucleotide messenger RNA. RefSeq names its product sperm flagellar protein 2-like. Bases 267 to 1052 code for a protein of 261 amino acids. Gene Ontology annotation, cellular component: sperm midpiece; manchette. NCBI's taxonomy places the organism in Eukaryota, Metazoa, Chordata, Actinopteri, Siluriformes, Ariidae. Gene Ontology annotation, biological process: sperm axoneme assembly. The transcript is spliced from 8 exons. The record is from RefSeq and is a predicted model, not a curated record.
CACAUGAGCUCACAUUAGCAUGUAACGACUUAUUCAUCAAUGGAGACACGUGUGUGGUUGUGACUCCACCUCCUCCACCCAACCCACCCCCUCCUAAGGUGACCAAUGAGGGCUUUCUCUCUCUAACUGUGCAGCAGCUGUACAACCUGCAUUCCCACCUGCUCAACAUCGCCCCUACAGGUCUGGUGUCCAGUGGCAUUUUGUGUGAGGCUCUGACUCUCUGUGGAGCUUCAGAUGUUUUGUGUGAAGACUCACAGGACUGUGGGAUGGUGGACUGGCGUCAGGUACUGUUGAGUGCCGCUCGUCCGUGGCCACUCCCCUCACAGACACAACUAAUAAAGACACUCACACACUUCAGAGAGAUCGAUACAGCAGGGGGCGGAGUCAUCACACUGCAGCAGUACCUACAGGUGGAGUUGUGGUUUCCCACUCAGAGAGAACUUCCUGUUCCUGAUGGUUCACCUGAACCUCAACUGUACGACAGACUGACCAACCUCAGAAAGUUCUUCUUCACUCUGUUCUCAGACUCCGCCCACUCUCUACCUGUGUGUGAUUAUAUGAACAUGCUGCUGUAUUUCUGCGCUCAUCCUGAUCCAGCACGCGGCUUCACUAGAGCCCUGAGCCUAGUGACCCAACACACAUUGCGAUAUACACACACACCACCCACGGGCCUGCUGCAGUCCUACGUCGCAGGUGAUGUGUGUGAUGAGGAAGAGGAGGAGGAGUUUGAGGAUGAUGAAGCUGGUGUGUCGAUAGAUGAUGUACUCAGAGUUGUGAGAGGAGCUCGAGUCUCAGCUCAACAACACACUAAAGCUCAGAAUACAGAGGAGUUGCAACAGGAUCUAGUGGAGGUAUUUAAAGGUCUCGGCUUUAAGCCGGAAGAGAAGAUACCAUUCCAUUUACUGUCUCAGCAAACUGUUCUACAAGAGAUGAUGAACUCAUCACAGUACCUGCUGGCAGACUUUUCCAGAAUUCUGGAGAUCCAGCAGGAUUCAUCAGCAGAAGAUCCUGUAAGUGAAAUGGCAUCUAACGCCUCACCAAAAGUGGAAUAACUCCACCCUCCACCCACUCCGCCUUGCUGAGAGAAGUUAACACCCUGCUCACUCCCAGCCUCCACCCCGUUCCACUGGACCCUCCGUCCCCCAUCACUCUGCUCAUCUCAGAGACCUCCUGACUGGGAUUUUUCUUGCUGGACUGAAUCCCUCUGUAACAGGAAGAGGAACGGUCUCCAGCUGCUGCCCAGUCUGCUACACUGCUGUGGAUAAGAGCGUCUGCUAAAUGCCUGUAAUUUACAAAUAUAAGUGACUAGACUGGAAGAUUUCAGCGUGUGUGGUGCAGGCUGCUGUGUUUUAUGAAAAGUCAGUGGAUUUCUUACAGAACAUUAAAUGGCUUGAUCUUCAA